CUCAGGAGAAGAUGGAGAGAUCAUGGAGCGCUUCUCAGGAGAAGAUGGAGGGAUCAUGGAGCGCUUCUCAGGAGAAGAUGGAGAGAUUAUAGAGCGCUCCUCAGGAGAAGAUGGAGGGAUCAUGGAGCGCUCCUCAGGAGAAGAUGGAGGGAUCAUGGAGCGCUCCUCAGUAGAAGACCUUCUUACCCCUAAUGUCCAUCCAGAUCUAUCCUAUAAUAAUCCCCCUGAUCAUGGGGAACCUUCCCACCAACCACACAUUGUUACCACAAGGACAGGUCAGAGAGGGGGGAAAAGGUUUCAAUGUGAUGAAUGUGGAAAACAAUUUACAAGAAGACAAGGUCUUUUUGGACACCGAAGAAUUCAUUUAGGGGAGAAGCCAUUUUCAUGCUUAGAAUGUGGGAAAUGUUUUACACGAAAAUCCAGGCUUGCUCUACAUGAGAAAAUUCACACAGGAGAGAAGCCACAUUUAUAUUCUGAAAGUGUAAUUAAGUCAGAUCUUGUUAUACCAGAGAGAAGUCACACUGGAGAGCAGCCAUAUUCAUGUUCACAAUGUGGGAAAUGUUUUACACAACAAUCCAGUCUUGUUAUUCACGAGAGAAUUCACACAGGGGAAAAACCAUAUUCAUGUUCAGAAUGUGGGAAAUGCUUUACACAACAAUCCAGUCUUGUUAAACACAAGAGAAUUCACACAGGCGAGAAGCCAUAUUCAUGUUCACAAUGUGGAAAAUGUUUUACACAACAAUCAAGUCUUGUUAAACAUGAGAGACUUCACACAGGUGAGAAGCCAUAUUCGUGUUCAGAAUGUGGGAAAUGUUUUACUGAUCCAUCUUAUUUUGCUAGACAUAAGAGAAUUCACACAGGAGAGAUGCUAUAUUCAUGUUCACAGUGUGGAAAAUGUUUCACACAGCAAUCCAACCUUGUUAGACAUGAGAGAAGUCACACAGGAGAGAAGCCAUAUUCAUGUUGUCAAUGUGAGAAAUGUUUUACUUGUAAAUCACUUCUUGUAAUACACGAAAGAAGUCACACAGGAGAUAAGCCGUAUGCAUGUUCAGAAUGUGCAAAAUGUUUUAUUACUAAAGACAAAUUAAGGCACCAUCAGAGAAUUCACACAGGAGAGAAGCCCUAUUCAUGUUCAGAAUGUGGCAAAUGUUUUACAAAGAAAUCACAGCUUGCUAGACAUCAGAAAAGUCACACAGGGGAGAAGCCACAUUCAUGUUCAGAAUGUGGCAAAUGUUUUACACAAAAAUCCCAUCUUGUUAAACAUCAGCUAAUUCACGCAGGGGAGAAGCCGUAUUCAUGUUCAGAAUGUAGCAAAUUCUUUACAAAUACAUCAGAGCUUAUUAUACACCAGAGAUGCCACACAGUAGAGAAGCCAUAUUCAUGUUCAGAAUGUGGGAAAUGUUUUGUAAAUAACUCUGAACUUCUUAGACAUGGGAGAAUUCACACAGGAGAGAAAUUAUUUUCAUGUUCACAUUGUGGGAAAUGUUUCCCAUUUAAAUCCUAUCUUGUUAGACAUGAGAGAAUUCACACAGGAGAGAAGCCACACUCCUGUUCAGAAUGUGGGAAAUGCUUUAUGUAUAAAUCAGAUCUUGUUAAACAUGAGAGAACUCACACUGUGGAAUCCAUAUUUACAGUGACCAUAGUGUAAAACUAAAAAACAAGCAUAAAUAAUUUCCCUGCCUCAUUACCGCUCCUCUGUCUUCACAAUUCCACAUGCGCCUCUUUAACCUAAAAAUCAAAACAGUGCAUGGGCCACCUCAGAGCCCCACCCACUGCACGUACACCACUAAAGGUAUUCAGUGUUGGGAUUUAGAGCGUUACGUGGACCCAUCACACAAUAGUGCAAUAAUACCAAUAUGGAUCAGAUGACAAUACAAAAAUAAUUAAGGAUCUGCUGUCACAUGUCAUUGAUUAGAACAGUUUUGGAUGACCCGGGGGCCUUCAACCAUUUCAAAACUACAACUGGACAGUUAAAGGCUGCAGUGUGAAGAACACUCACUAAAGAAUGAAAUUAGAGGGAAGCUUUGAUUUACCUUUCAGGGACAGUGUGGAUCCUCUGGAGGAGGCAGAAAGGAUUUUGUUUCUGCAAAUCAGUGCGGAUACACCCGUACACAAUUUAUAGCAUAUGUAAGCUUAAAUAAAUUAAAAUUCUUUAAAU
Molecule: messenger RNA, 2158 nt
Organism: Hyla sarda
Lineage: Eukaryota; Metazoa; Chordata; Amphibia; Anura; Hylidae
Product: zinc finger protein OZF-like
Exons: 1
Coding region: 23-1648 (541 amino acids)
Biological process (GO): regulation of transcription by RNA polymerase II
Cellular component (GO): nucleus
Molecular function (GO): DNA-binding transcription activator activity, RNA polymerase II-specific; RNA polymerase II cis-regulatory region sequence-specific DNA binding
Source: RefSeq, a predicted model, not a curated record